Messenger RNA from Gossypium raimondii (Peruvian cotton), 1932 nucleotides. Its product is annotated as calcium-dependent lipid-binding protein. The record is from RefSeq and is a predicted model, not a curated record. Gene Ontology annotation, molecular function: lipid binding. Lineage: Eukaryota; Viridiplantae; Streptophyta; Magnoliopsida; Malvales; Malvaceae. The coding region runs from base 360 to 1769 and encodes 469 amino acids. Gene Ontology annotation, cellular component: endoplasmic reticulum. The transcript is spliced from 12 exons.
UAUAAAUUAAUUUAAUCUCUGCAAUAGAAUUAUGGAAAACAAAGAACGGCUAGAUGCUUAGAACGUGUAAUUAUUAGAAAAAAUAAGAGAAAAUAUUCCAGUGCUGAAGAUUCAAAGGCGAAGGGAAGAAGGAGGAGAAGUCUCUCUUUCUCUGUCCUUCAUUACUUGAAUUUUUUAAUUUUUUCAAUUUAAUCCUUUUUCGACUGUCAACGGCUACGUCCGUCUCCGUUUGUUGAUAAUGAUGUUUUUCAUUUGGAUCGAAAUUAAAAAAGAAGAAACAAAAAACAAACGAACGGUGUUGAUGUUUUGAUUUUUUGAAUGAUUUGAAGUGAGAGUGAAAUUUCAAAUUUCGAACGAAUAUGGGGUUGAUUUCGGGGAUUUUGAUGGGAAUGAUCUUCGGUGUUUCGUUAAUGGCUGGUUGGCUUCAAAUGAUGAAAUACCGAAGCGGGAAACGAAUCGGAAAGGCAGUUGAUAUAAAAACUCUUUCGACUCUCAAUAGAGAUGAUCUUAGGAAAAUUUGUGGAGAUAAUUAUCCUGAAUGGAUAUCUUUCCCUGUCUUUGAACAGGCAAAAUGGUUGAACAAGCAAUUGAGCAAAUUAUGGCCUUUUGUUGCAGAGGCAGCAUCAGCUGUGCUCAAAGAAUCUGUUGAACCACUCUUGGAAGACUACCGACCUACGGCAGUUAACUCACUGAAGUUUGCCAAAUUGUCUCUCGGAACUGUGGCUCCGAAGAUUGAAGGUAUUCGUGUUCAGAGCCUUAAGAAAGGUCAAGUCACGAUGGAUAUUGAUCUUCGGUGGGGUGGUGAUCCAAAUAUAGUUUUAGAAGUUGAUACACCUGUUGGUAAUAUACCAAUUCAGUUGAAGGAUCUUCAAGUUUUUACGGUUGUUCGAGUCAUUUUCCAUCUUGCUGAAGAGAUGCCUUGUAUUUCUGCACUACUUGUUGCUCUUCUUUCUGAGCCAAAACCUAGAAUUGAUUACACUCUGAAGGCUGUUGGUGGAAGCUUAACUGGACUUCCUGGAAUUUCGGAUAUGAUUGAUGAUACCGUGGAGUCAAUUGUCACAGACACGCUUCAAUGGCCACACAGAAUUGUUGUUCCAAUGGGUGGUACAGCAGUUGAUGCAAGUGAAUUCGAGCUUAAACCUGAGGGAAGGUUGACAGUUACAGUAGUGAGAGCUAAUGAUUUAAAGAACUUGGAAAUGAUUGGAAAAUCCGAUCCCUAUGUGGUCGUGCACAUUCGACCUCGGUUCAAGGUUAAAACAAAAACCAUUGAUAACAACUUGAGUCCUGUUUGGAAUGAAACAUUUGAGUUGAUUGCAGAAGACAGAGAGACACAAGGACUAACUGUAGAGGUUUUCGACAAGGAUAUCGGGCAAGACCAGAGAUUAGGAAUCGCGAAAGUUCGUUUGAGUGAACUGGAACCCGAGAAACCAAAGGAAGUUAAUCUGAGGCUUCUGGCCUCACUUGAUACACUUAAAGUAAAAGAUAAGAAGGACAGAGGAACUUGUACCAUUAAGCUUUUGUACCAUCUGUUUAGCAAGGAGGAACAAUUGGUUGCGCUAGAAGAAGAAAAGAGGAUCUUAGAAGCAAGAAAAGAAAUGAAAGAAGCAGGAGUUAUCGAGAGCACGGCGGAUGCGGUCGACGCGUCGGCAUCUGGGUCCAGUACCGCUACCGGAGGUAGUGGGAUCAUGGGGAGUGUUGGUAGAGAACUGAGCAAAGCAGGGAAAUUCAUGGGCAGGACAAUAACAGGGCAUAGCAAAAGAAUUGAAUAGGGCAUAGCAACAUCCAAGCAAAUGGGGAUCAAAACCGGUAAAAGGAUUAUGGAGUCUUUAUACAAGGAGUCAAAUUAUAUUUUACUCUAUUUGCUUUAAAAAUGAGUAAAUUAAUUUUAUAUAUUAAAUUAAAGAGUAAAUUUGGUCUUUUUUGUUAAAAAAA